Molecule: messenger RNA, 7148 nt
Organism: Megalobrama amblycephala (Wuchang bream)
Lineage: Eukaryota; Metazoa; Chordata; Actinopteri; Cypriniformes; Xenocyprididae
Gene: col27a1b
Product: collagen, type XXVII, alpha 1b
Exons: 61
Coding region: 462-5522 (1686 amino acids)
Molecular function (GO): extracellular matrix structural constituent
Source: RefSeq, a predicted model, not a curated record
UUUGGAAAGACACACCUUCCAUUGAAUCCCUUCUAGUUUCCAGAGCGAAGUGUUUCUUUCUCAGAAGACAGUUGAGGGCGACAGAGGGAAAUAUGCUUCCAGUGUUUAAAAUCUUCAGCAUGCCUACUAAGUACUAGAUUUAUUCGGCGACUUGACUAAGCGCUUGUACUUCACCUCAGCAAACGAUGUCUGUUCCUCUUUGGACUUAAAUUUCUAGUUUACAGCAUCAUCGGAUCUAUUACUGUCAGAUGGAGAAGUCUGCAUCGCUCCUCGCAGGUUCCUCUGUUUGGAAAGUACUACAUUUGACACUUGGGAAAGACUACGGCAUGUAGUUUUGUACUACAGUGGUGAAUUAAGACCUUUAACAGUUAUUAAGGGACGCUGUGAUAUGGAAGUAAUUCGGCAACUCUGUCAUGUCCUGACUGCAGCAAACACUCCCGAGGAAGAAUGAAGUAAGCGCGAUGGAGCCGGACAAUGCCCCGAACUCCAGACUCAAAGCAGCUGGUGUCGGGGGGAGAGCUGUCUUUCUCUGCAUGGUUCUUUACUGUACAUGCUGUCUGAGGUGUGCACAAGCACAGUCUGCAGAUGUGGACGUGCUGCAAAGACUGGGAUUGGUUGGGAAAAGACCAUCUGGGACACGCUCCACACCUCAAGGUGUCAUCCCCUUCAAAUCGGGAGUCAUCCUAACCCAAAGGGCGAGAAUUGACGUCCCAGUGAGCUCUGUCGUCCCUGCAUCACUGGGCUCGGCGUUCUCUCUCAUCCUUAGCGUAUGUUCGCAUCGCAUAAACAAUGCUUUCCUCUUCACCGUUGUGACAAAGAGGAAAAGACUGCAACUAGGGGUGCAGUUCAUCCCUGGGAAAAUCUUAGUUUACUUGGGCCAAAAGAACACUGUAAAUUUUGAUUAUGAUGUUCACAAUGGCCAGUGGCACAACCUGGCUUUGGAAAUCCAAGCCCAAAGGGUUUCGUUAUAUACUUCUUGUGGGAAGACAAGUGUACAUGCAGAUUUGCAUUUUAAAAAUGAAGAAACGCUGGAUCCAGAGGGCUCCUUUCGCUUGGGAAAAAUGAGCCAGAACUAUGUGCAGUUUGAAGGAGCCAUCUGCCAGUUUGAUAUCCAUCCCUCUGCUAAGGCAGCUCACAAUUAUUGUAAGUACAUUAAAAAACAGUGCAGGGAAGCUGACACUUAUCGGCCUAACCUCCCUCCUCUUUUACCGCUGUUACCCCUAGACCCCAAUAUAUCUGUCACCAUUCAGACCCCAAGCAUUGUAACAGAGCUAAAUGACAGACAUUUUAGCUCUAAACCUUCACUAACACAAGACAAAAUACAAAAUAAUCAUGAAACCUCACAAGGCCUGAACAUGUCCACUCUAAUGACAUCUCAGUCUGUACAAAGCACAGUGCCACCAACGAUAGCCCAGCCCACACUACAGCCCCCCCUGCAGGCCACAGCACAAACUGUCAUGCCAUCACAAAUAUCUCCAAAGCCAACUCAAAAAAACAGCCCCAGGAAGAAACUUGUGGGGGCAACUAUAAAGCCCCAGAUGUUAAAAGAGAAUGGGAUGGCUGUCACUGCCAGACCAACAGGCCAACAGAAGAACAAACUAGAUAUCCAGACGCCUGCCACAACAAAACCUAAACCUUCUAGCACAUUCACAGUGUCAGAGAUGACAACAGCAUCAAUAGCUUCACGGAAACCUCUACCAAAGGAGACCUUGUUUUUUGGGGCCAAACCCACCUCUUUUGAGCCUGUCACCCCUGCGGCCACAGAUGGUUUCCAAACCUUUGACUUUGAACCAACCCAGUACUCCCUCUUGGCUGAGUCACCUGGCCUGAAAGGAGAACCUGGACCACCGGGACCUCCAGGACCUCCUGGCAAGCCAGGAUUACCAGGAAAGAGAGGGCCCAGGGGUCCCCCUGGUCCAUAUGGAAACCCAGGCCGUCCAGGGACCCCCGGGCCCAAGGGGAAAAAGGGAGACCCUGGAAUCUCACCUGGCAGAGCACCAAAUGGAAUAAAGGGGGAUCCUGGGAUAUUAGGGCUACCUGGACUACCCGGUCAAGCUGGUCGGAAGGGACAGAAAGGUCAUCCUGGUCCCUCUGGCCACCCCGGAGAUCAAGGAGAAAGAGGACCGGAUGGAAGCCCGGGUGCCAAAGGUUAUCCUGGCAGGCAGGGUUUACCAGGGCCUAUAGGAAAUAUGGGAUCAAAAGGCGCACGGGGCUUCAUUGGAAUCCCAGGCAUCUUCGGUCUUCCUGGACCUGACGGAGAAAGAGGUUUACCUGGUGUUCCUGGGAAGAAGGGCAAGAUGGGUAGGCCGGGCUUUCCAGGAGAUUUUGGGGAGCGAGGACCACCAGGACCUGAUGGAAACCCAGGAGAGAUGGGUGCCCCAGGUCCUGUUGGCAUCCCUGGUUUUAUUGGUGAUAUGGGUCCUGUUGGAAUUGUGGGUCUUCCUGGACUAAUAGGACCAAAGGGUGUGCCAGGAAACCCAGGGGAGCCUGGACUGAAAGGUGAUAAGGGUGAAGUCGGGUUGCCAGGUGAACCGGGGGAACCUGGAUUUCAAGGUGACAAGGGUAUACAGGGCUCACCAGGUUUACCAGGAAUUCGAGGAAAGCCAGGACCACAGGGGAAGCCUGGAGAUCAAGGCCCAGAUGGUUUGCCAGGACCACCUGGCCCUGAGGGUUUUCCAGGGGAUAUUGGACCACCAGGACAGAAUGGCAUUGAAGGCCCAAAGGGGAAUGCAGGAGGUAGAGGGAUUCCAGGCCCUAGAGGAGUUCCUGGACUUGAGGGAGAUCAGGGCCCUGUAGGACCAGCAGGGGCUCCAGGACUAGAGGGCAGACCUGGGAGGAAGGGUGUCCCUGGAAAUCCAGGGGAAGAUGGAAUAAAGGGAGAGCCUGGAAUCACUGGAAAUCCUGGGAUGCUUGGUGAGAGGGGUCUUAUUGGUUUCAUCGGACCUUUUGGUGAGGUGGGGCUUGCUGGAGAAAAGGGAGAUCGUGGUGAGAUGGGUCUGCCCGGGCCACCUGGAGAAAGGGGAGCGAUGGGACACCCAGGGGCUCCGGGUGAGAGAGGCCCAUCUGGACCAGCAGGUACACCAGGGCCUCCCGGUUCUAGGGGCCUCAGCGGCACCAGAGGACCCAAAGGCAGAAGGGGUGAGAGGGGACCAGAUGGACCAGUUGGAGAAAAAGGAGUGAUAGGAAUGAAGGGUCCUGAGGGCCCACCAGGAAAACAAGGUUUCAGUGGACAAAUGGGUCAAAUUGGUGAAACUGGUGAAACAGGACCAACUGGAUUUACAGGUGUUCAAGGACCAACUGGACCUCCUGGAGCAAAGGGCAUCUUAGGAGAACCUGGUCCUCAAGGGCCACCUGGAGUAUUAGGUCCAUUGGGUGAGAUUGGAGGCGUGGGUUUACCUGGGAAGGUUGGGGAGCGGGGCUUACCAGGUGAACCAGGAGAGAAGGGUGCGAUUGGAUCUCCUGGGAAUAUUGGAGAGCAAGGCUUGAUUGGACCUCGAGGUGACCAUGGGCUUGAUGGGGAGGCUGGUCUGAGCGGUCCUGAUGGAGCUAAGGGUGAAAAGGGGGAUAUUGGAAUGGAGGGAGAAACAGGUGAAAAAGGAGCCGUCGGGUUUAAAGGAACUGAAGGGCGUCCUGGAGAUCCUGGCUUAAUAGGCAUCAAGGGCCCUGAGGGCAAACCUGGAAAAAUUGGUGAGAGGGGAAAACCAGGAGAGACGGGCAGCAAAGGUCACCAGGGUCACCUUGGCGAGACUGGAUCAAUGGGAGAGCAAGGUGCCAUGGGUUUCAUCGGGCCAAAAGGAAGCAGAGGAACUACUGGAUUUGUGGGUGCUCUGGGAAAAAUGGGUCAGCAAGGAGAACCGGGUUUAGUGGGAUAUGAAGGUCAUCAAGGACCACAAGGUCCAAUGGGAUACCCAGGACCAAAAGGUGAAAAGGGAGAGCAAGGAGAUGACGGGAAGGUUGAAGGUCCACCUGGUCCUUCAGGUGACAUCGGACCUGUCGGCAACAGAGGAGAAAGGGGAGAGCCAGGUGACCCUGGAUACCCUGGUAAUGAAGGUGUUCAUGGGGAAAGAGGAAAACCGGGGGCUCCUGGACUCCCUGGAAAUGCAGGGCCAAGAGGGUUUCCAGGGCCUAAAGGAUCCAAAGGCAGUAAAGGUCCAAAAGGCAAAAACGGUCCUCAAGGUGAAUCUGGAAAUCAAGGGUCCCCUGGUCCCGUUGGUCUUCCUGGCCCCAGAGGAGUUGUUGGUCGUGAGGGUCUUGAGGGUGAUCCUGGGGUUGAUGGAGCCCUUGGAAAAGAUGGAGCUAAAGGAAUGCCAGGUGAGCAUGGAAGUGAUGGGGAGGUUGGUCUUCCUGGAAAACAAGGUCCUCAAGGAAACACAGGUGUACCAGGUCUGCCAGGAAUUCAAGGCUCUUUUGGGCCAAAGGGUGACACGGGCAUCCCUGGCCAAACUGGACCUCCAGGCAAAAGAGGAUUUAUUGGAGGAAUGGGAUUUCCUGGAAAACAAGGUGACCGAGGGGUCAAAGGGCAACCUGGUGAUACUGGAGAACAGGGAUUUCCUGGAGUUCUUGGAAUGUUUGGACCAAAGGGGCCACCCGGAGACCUUGGCCCUGUGGGUAUCCAGGGCCCAAAGGGUCCUCAGGGUUUAAUGGGGAUGCAAGGAGCUAUCGGACGCGUUGGUAUCAUUGGGCCUAGUGGUAACCCAGGACCACAAGGAGACAAAGGAAAUAGAGGGGAAAUGGGUGCUCAGGGACCCAGGGGACCUCCAGGUCCUCGUGGACCACCUGGACCACCAGGGCUUCCUGGUGUAUCUUUUCCUCAUGAAAAUCAGGCUCUUGGAACUCCUUUAAAUGCUUUUGAUUCCCGUUCUACAUUAAGGUCUGAGAUGUAUCAAGAUACUGACUUUCCAAUGCUGGACCAGGGAACCGAAAUCUUUAAGACUCUUCACUACCUCAGCAACCUGAUCCACAGCAUAAAGAACCCGCUGGGCACGCAGGAGAAUCCAGCCAGAAUGUGCAGAGAUCUGUUCGAAUGCGAGCAGAAGUUGAAUGAUGGCACUUAUUGGAUAGAUCCUAACCUGGGCUGCUCCUCUGACAAUAUUGAAGUGACGUGCAACUUCACCAACGGAGGUCAAACCUGCCUAAAGCCAGUCGCUGUGUCCAAGUUGGAGACUGGAGUAAGUCUAAUCCAGAUGAACUUCAUCCACCUCCUGAGCUCAGAGGCUAUGCAGAUCAUCACCAUCCACUGCCUGAACGUCUCUGUUUGGGCAGCAGGGGACUCCAAAACACCUUCCUCUAGCGCAGUGUACUUUAAAGCCUGGAAUGGACAGAUAAUCGAGUCUGGGGGAUUCGUCGAGCCUGAUCUGAUAAAGGAUGAGUGCUGGAUCACAGAUGGCCGAUGGCAUCAGGCACAGUUCAUUUUCCGGACACAGGACCCAAACUUACUGCCCAUUGUGGAGGUCUACAACUUGCCCAGCACUAAACCUGGCUCACAUUACCACCUGGAGGUGGGCCCUGUAUGCUUUUCAUAAAGAAAGCAACAAUGGAAACCUUAAAUACACCUGAUCAACAGGAUUACAGAGCUUCUCGAGGCCAGCAAAACUGGCCCGGGUUUUGUACCUCUUCUCUCAAGCAUGGACCUCAGCAUUUAAACAGGAGGAAAGAGGAAUCUAGAGCAGCUUUGGAGAAAACAAGACUUCUUAUGCGAGCAGCUCGAGAUGACAGAUACUGCCUUUUCAGAGCAAAACAAGGCCUGGAUAUGUGGUUAGAGGUGCUUAUUAAACUCUGUUAGAAGUCUUAAUUUAUUCAUAGAUGUUCCGUUUUGGACAAGUUGUAAGGAGCAAUUAUGACAUUUAUUUUUAAUGAAGUACUUAUUUUGUAUUCUAUAGUUAUACAUGAUCAUGUGUAUUUAUACAUGUACAUGUGUGUGUAUGUAUAUUUUCUGUAAAGUGCAAUAGAGAAUGAACAGAUUGUUUUUAAAAGAUGAAUCUUCUUGUUCUAAGUGAGGUUUACUGUCACUCAUAUCAUUCAAUUCAGGUUCAUUGUCGUGUGUACUUGUGUAUAUCUGCAGGUCUGUUGUAAAAGCUUCAGAUACCAACACACGUGCAUAAACACACAUAUACAUUAAUUCAUAGCCAGAAUAUGAGUCAAGGUGAAUCCAGACUUGAAAAGUUACAUGUAAACAUCUACCUCCCAUCUCUAAUGUUUUUGGUGUUUUGGGACAAAACAUUUUAAAGAAAUGGAUUCACAUGCAUUUAACUCCUGUGGUUAGAUUUCCGUUUCCGUCAAAUGUUUUUAACUUAAGUGCCUUUUAUACAUUGAAAGGGAAUAUUUUUGUAUACGUUUUUUUAAAAGUAAAGUUAAAAUGAUUUUUUUUCCAGCCAAAAUUGUUUUAAUCCUUUAUCUUCUAUUAUGCUUUAUUUGUAAAAAUAUUUGAACUUUAAAGGCACAAGAACUCUUUUAUUAUAGCAAACGUGGUGUUGUAGCAUCCACUGUGUUUUAUAUCACUCAGCUGUAGGCCUUUCCAUCAAGUACAUAUGCAAUUGCAUAAGCCCUAUCUGACUGCAGAAGUAAUUGUUUGACAUGGAAAAUGUGCUCUGCUCUGUCAAAAUUACUGAUUUUUGUGUCUUUGUUGAGGUGCGUGUACAAAUCUGAAUGUUACAAUUUAGAAACCGUACAAAUCCAAGUUGUAAUAUUGCUGUUGCUGAUCAAAAUGAGAGCACUAGAAUCUUCCACUAUAUUAGGUUUGUCAUGAGCAAUGGCUUUGACAUCAUGGUAAGCUAAUUAUUUCAAUAUCUGUGACUAAAAAGAGUUAUGUAUGAAAUUCUUGUGAAAUAUUUCUGUUAUUUUGAUCAAAACUGUCAGGAGCCAUCUUAUCUUGCCGCAAGGGGUUGUUAAAUAUCUGUUCUUUGUAAGUGUAAAUAUGAGGUCUCACUGUAAUGCAUGUUGUGAUUUCAGAGCAAAGAAAGAGGUGGAUAUUCUCAUAAUGAAUAUUUUUACAUUACCUCCAAAAUCUAGCAAAAACCAAAGAACAAAGAUUUGUUUUGUGUAAAUUAAAUCACAAAGAUACCACAGAAAUAUUAGUGUGCGGGACAGCAGUCCUUAUAUCUGUCUGUAUGAAGUUGUUUUGGCCGUUUGAAUAAAGAAUGAUGAAAAUA